AUGGGCCGCGUCCGCACUAAGACCGUGAAGAAGUCCUCCCGCCUGGUCAUCGAGCGGUACUACUCGAAGAUGACCCUUGAUUUCCACACCAACAAGAAGAUCCUCGAGGAGGUCGCCAUCAUCCCCUCGAAGCGCCUCCGCAACAAGAUCGCCGGUUUCUCGACCCACCUCAUGAAGCGGAUCCAGAAGGGGCCCGUCCGGGGCAUCUCCCUCAAGCUGCAGGAGGAGGAGCGCGAGCGCCGCAUGGACUUCGUGCCGGAGGAGUCCGCCAUCAAAGUCGACCACAUCGAGGUUGACCAGGAGACCAUAGAUCUGCUGGAGUCCCUCGGGAUGAAGGAUCUGCCGGGCGUCGUGCUCAAGGAGGACCAGGGCCCGAUCAGCGUCGUGCCUCAGCUGGGCUACGGCCGUGGAGGCGGCGGCGGCAGGAGGUACUGA
This is a messenger RNA of Striga asiatica, 435 nucleotides long. NCBI's taxonomy places the organism in Eukaryota, Viridiplantae, Streptophyta, Magnoliopsida, Lamiales, Orobanchaceae. The record is from the annotation of a GenBank genome assembly.